AUGAACGGCGGCGUCGACCCGGAGCGCGAGCAAGCGCUUGAGGAUUACAAGAACAGCUUGUUGGAGCUACGAGAAUGGGAAGCCAAGCUCAAGGGUCUCCGGAUGGGGAUCAAGGACCUUCAGCAUGAAUUCGAUGUCUCAGAGGACAACAUCAAAGCACUUCAAAGUGUUGGUCAGAUUAUCGGCGAGGUGUUGAAACAGCUGGAUGAAGAACGAUUCAUCGUCAAAGCUUCCUCGGGGCCACGAUAUGUUGUCGGUUGCCGUUCCAAGGUCGACAAAGCGAAGCUGAAGCAAGGCACGCGAGUGGCCUUGGAUAUGACAACAUUGACAAUCAUGCGAAUGCUCCCUCGGGAGGUCGAUCCCUUGGUUUACAACAUGUCAUUGGAGGAUCCCGGGUCGGUGAACUUCGCCGGUAUUGGUGGUUUGAACGACCAGAUCAGAGAACUGCGAGAGGUUAUCGAACUACCGUUGAAGAACCCCGAGCUCUUCCAACGGGUGGGAAUCAAGCCUCCAAAGGGUGUUUUGCUUUACGGCCCUCCAGGCACGGGUAAAACCCUGUUGGCCCGGGCCGUCGCUAGUUCAAUGGAGACGAAUUUCUUGAAGGUCGUUUCUUCUGCGAUUGUUGACAAGUACAUUGGUGAAUCUGCGCGAUUGAUUCGUGAAAUGUUCGGAUACGCCAAGGAACACGAGCCCUGUAUCAUCUUCAUGGACGAGAUCGAUGCGAUUGGUGGGCGACGUUUCUCAGAAGGCACAUCGGCGGAUCGUGAAAUUCAACGUACGCUGAUGGAGUUGCUAAACCAACUGGAUGGUUUCGAUUACCUUGGCAAGACAAAGAUCAUCAUGGCCACGAACCGACCGGAUACUCUCGACCCUGCGCUGCUCCGUGCUGGUCGUCUCGACCGCAAGAUCGAGAUUCCCUUGCCCAAUGAGGUUGGUCGCCUUGAGAUUCUCAAGAUCCACUCAAGUACGGUGCAACUGGAAGGUGAAAUCGAUUUUGAGAGCGUGGUCAAGAUGAGCGAUGGUCUCAACGGUGCCGAUCUGCGCAACGUGGUGACGGAAGCGGGUCUUUUCGCAAUCAAGGAUUAUCGGGAUGCCAUCAACCAGGAUGACUUUAACAAGGCCGUACGCAAGGUGGCUGAAGCCAAGAAGUUGGAGGGUAAGCUUGAGUACCAGAAGCUCUAA
This is a messenger RNA of Penicillium diatomitis, 1182 nucleotides long. RefSeq names its product proteasome regulatory particle base subunit RPT4 (gene rpt4). Bases 1 to 1182 code for a protein of 393 amino acids. The transcript is spliced from 4 exons. Gene Ontology annotation, molecular function: proteasome-activating activity; ATP binding; ATP hydrolysis activity. Gene Ontology annotation, biological process: positive regulation of RNA polymerase II transcription preinitiation complex assembly. Gene Ontology annotation, cellular component: proteasome regulatory particle, base subcomplex; cytosolic proteasome complex. The record is from RefSeq and is a predicted model, not a curated record. Lineage: Eukaryota; Fungi; Ascomycota; Eurotiomycetes; Eurotiales; Aspergillaceae.